This is a messenger RNA of Aethina tumida (small hive beetle), 1249 nucleotides long. RefSeq names its product rRNA methyltransferase 3, mitochondrial. The transcript is spliced from 4 exons. Gene Ontology annotation, molecular function: RNA methyltransferase activity; RNA binding. NCBI's taxonomy places the organism in Eukaryota, Metazoa, Arthropoda, Insecta, Coleoptera, Nitidulidae. The coding region runs from base 74 to 1225 and encodes 383 amino acids. Gene Ontology annotation, biological process: RNA processing. The record is from RefSeq and is a predicted model, not a curated record.
UAUAAAUAUAACCUGUACAUGGGUAUUUUAAUAAUUUUAAACUAACAAUAUUAAUUAAUAUAAUUGUUGUAUUAUGGCUAAUUUUUUACCAAACACUCUGCAAAGAGUAUUUUAUCAACAAAUUCGUUAUUUACCAAGGUGGAGUCACAGAACACCCAAAAGAGUUCUUCCCCCAGACUACGAAGAACUUAAAGAUGAGGAACAAGAAAUUGAAAAGAUCGAAAGACUUUCAACAAUUCAGCCAAAAAGGAACCAAGAACCACCUGAAUUUAAAGUAAAACCUAACAAAAAUCUAGUCCCUUUGUCUAUUUCAUCACAAAAGAAAAAAGUUGUAGUCACAGAUAUGCUCGAAACUGUAAUAGACAGUGAGGGUAAUUUUAUUUAUUCAAAAAUGAAAAAUAAUGACAUAAGAGUUGGAAAUUUAUUAACAAAGCUAAAAACUAAAAAAGACAAAGUAACCCCAGAAAAAGUGUUACUGGAGGGUAAAAGAUUGAUCAAAGACGCUCUAAUUUCUGGAUGCAAGGUGGAUUACAUUAUAUUUAGCCGGAUGAGUGAAGUUGAAUAUCUCAGGCCAUUUUUACCUAAGCUAGGCACCAAAUUAUAUAAAAUGCCCUAUAAAGAAAUGCAAAUAUGGUCAGACCUCACCACAAAUCCAGGAAUAAUGGCUGUUGUGCACACUCCAAAGGUUGAAGAGUUUACAAGCCCAAAUAGUUUGCCUUUGACAGUGAUCUGUGAUAAUGUCAGGGACCCAACAAACUUAGGAGCAAUUUUAAGGGCUUGCAGUGGAGUAGGAUGCCACAAAGUGAUCUUGACCAAAGGUUGUGUGAACAUCUGGGACAGCAAAGUACUGAGGAGUUCUUCUGGGGCUCACUUCAAGCUGCAAAUGCAUCAGAAGCAGGACUGGACAAAAAUUCAGAACUUGCUAGGCAAAAAUGUUAAUAUGUUUGUUGCUGACAAUAGCCAUAAACAUAUGAAUGAGUUGCAGGAAUCAGUUCCAUUAUUACCUUAUUAUGGCAUUAAGUAUGAUGCUGCAAAACAUACAGUUAUUGUUGUAGGUGGUGAAACUGAAGGUAUUAGUUUAGACUGCUACAAAACUUUAAGCCAAUAUAAUGGAGUUAGAAUAAAUAUUCCACUUAGUAAUAAUGUUGAUAGUUUAAAUAAUGGAAUGGCAGUUGGAAUUAUUGUUUUUGAAGUAAAAAGACAGCUUGCACAAAAUAGUUUAUAAAUUAAAUAAAAAUAUCAUAACAUA